Lachnellula hyalina is the source of this 879-nucleotide messenger RNA. It is a transcript of the gene BNA7, whose product is annotated as Kynurenine formamidase. NCBI's taxonomy places the organism in Eukaryota, Fungi, Ascomycota, Leotiomycetes, Helotiales, Lachnaceae. The record is from RefSeq and is a predicted model, not a curated record. Gene Ontology annotation, molecular function: arylformamidase activity. The transcript is spliced from 2 exons. The coding region runs from base 1 to 879 and encodes 292 amino acids.
AUGGGAGAAGCUUAUGUGCAACCCCCAGCGCUGAUACAUAGCACACAGCGAUAUCUUGAAGGCCCAGAAUCUACAGAGUUGCAUACAGUAGAUAUCUGGACAAGUGAUUCGGAUCCAGCUACCAAAGGAGACGAGAAAACAUGGGUCAUUUAUAUUCACGGGGGAGCAUGGAGGGAUCCUGCUGUAGACUCAAAGUCAUUUGAGCCAACAGUCUCUGAAUUAUGGACGUCUCCAAAGCGUAGCUCAAUUGGAGCUUUUGCAUCCAUAAAUUACCGGCUGUCGCCGUACCCUUCGCACGCUGAAAACCCCAGCAACCCGAAUGAUCCAACUCGGAAUGUGCAACACCCAGCUCACCUGCUUGAUGUAGCAGACGCUCUAUUAUAUUUGGACGAGCAGUAUGGAAUUGCCAAUCGCUAUAUUCUUGUAGGCCACAGCGCUGGUGCAACAAUGGCUUUUCAACUUCGCAAUUCUUACUUGAAAGAUGCAUUGCUUCCAAAACCAAGUUGUGUCCUUGGAGUUGCCGGAAUCUAUCACUUUGAUGAUUUUGUCGAAGUUCACAAACACAUACCAGCGUACAAGGAAAUGAUGGAAAAUGCGUUUCCGGAUCACAAUGUAUGGGAAGACGCUUCUCCGCCUGUUACCAAGCUACCAGGUUCCGCUCUGUGGGAAGAUGCGAAGAUUAUAGUUAUAUCACAUUCUGAUGGGGAUGAAUUGGUAGAGAAGGGCCAGUCUUCCACUAUGAUUAAACGUGCUAGAAGUAUAGCCCAAGCCGAAAGGGUACACUCGAUCCAAACUACUGGCAAGCAUGAUGAGCUCUGGAAGAAUGGUAAGCUAUUGGGAGGUUUGAUUUUGAAGUCAAUAGACUUGCUUAGAGUUUGA